This is a messenger RNA of Diaporthe amygdali, 3825 nucleotides long. Its product is annotated as Glutaminyl-peptide cyclotransferase. Gene Ontology annotation, molecular function: phosphoric diester hydrolase activity; zinc ion binding; glutaminyl-peptide cyclotransferase activity. Gene Ontology annotation, cellular component: nucleus. The record is from RefSeq and is a predicted model, not a curated record. NCBI's taxonomy places the organism in Eukaryota, Fungi, Ascomycota, Sordariomycetes, Diaporthales, Diaporthaceae. Gene Ontology annotation, biological process: DNA repair. Bases 1 to 3825 code for a protein of 1274 amino acids. The transcript has 8 exons.
AUGUCGGCAAGAAAGAAUGUUAUCAUUACCGGGGCCGGCGGAAUGAUCGGUCCCAUGCUGGCCCAGCGUCUUCAUAAUGACGGAUACAAUCUUAUUCUGACAGACAUCGUUGAGCCUAAGCCCCCAAAAGGCGGCAGCCCAGAAACCGUCAAAUGUUUGAAAGGGGACAUUACCGAUGCGGCCUUUGUGAAGACAUUGCUUGAUGCUGCACAGCCGCUGCAUGCCAUCUUCAUUUUCCACGGUAUCAUGUCUGCAGGCUCUGAGGCAGAUUUCGACCUUUCAAUGAGAGUCAAUGUCGAGAGCGUCCGAAAAUUGCUCCUUGCUGUUCGCAAUCUGCCGCAAGCUCCAGUAAGAGUGGUAUACUCGAGCUCACAGGCUGUGUACGGGCAACCUUUGCCAAAGGUGAUCACAGACGAUGUUACACCCACGCCCGAGGGAACGUACGGUGCACACAAGUACUCUACUGAGAUCAUCAUCAACGACAUGCACCGGAAAGGCUUCAUCGACGCUUUUACAGUUCGAUUCCCAACCGUGGUGGUCCGAGCCGGAGCGCCGAGCAAUGCGGCCCCGUCUUUCCUCUCAGGCAUGAUCCGGGAGCCAAUGAAAGGAGAAGAGUGUGUGAUACCGCUCACAGACAGGUCAUACAAGACAUAUGUGUGUUCUCCGAGCAGCACAAUUGAGAACCUGGUGCGGGUGCUCAACUUGAAGAGUGAUGCGCUGCCAAAACACCAGCGGCAUAUCAUGUUCCCAGGCGUGGCAACCACCAUCCAGGACCUCAUGGAUGCGUUGGCCAAGUAUGGCGGCGAGGAUAAGCUGAAGCUUCUCAAGGAAGAGACGAACCCUACCUUCGAGAGGAUUCUGAGGAGUUGGCCGGAGGACUUCGACCCUAGCACGCCAGACAGACUCGGUCUGCUUAGGGAUAAGAACGCAGAGGACUUGGUGAAGGAGGUUGCUCUCAAGUCGGGGUCACUUAUGGUGACUUGGAAGCCCACGGUACGGGCCAGGGCUCAAGUAACCCUGGCGCUGAAAUCUCCAGGUGCUGUUUUUGGCGGCGCUGCAAGCCAACCCAGUCUCUUGGAGUUUGUUCGCCUUCAGGAGACGGCAAUGGGCAACGGAAGGCAAAAUGUCCUGGCCUCCACUUCCGGCCAAGCAGGGCUGGACGAGGAGGAGCGCCAGCUCCAGGACGGGGCUCGCUUGUCCAAGACGGACCACGACGGCACAGAUUCUGCAACGGCGGGCAGCGCUGCUACAAAACGCGCCGCCGACAAGGAAAUCGGAAGAGGUGUUAUCAAACGAUUCCGAACAGUCUCAACCACAAGCGGCCUGUCAGAUGUCAGCAUGGCCUUCCCGAACGGCGCUCUCCGCAUCACUCGCACCCCUGGAAGGUCGAGGGCCAAGAAUUGCAUCAACCUGGCAGAUGUGAUACACAAAGACAGCCUCGUAUCCGCCUGUAUCUUUUCCUUUUUUAUAGCCAACGAGGAGCUCUUUGAACACCUUCCCUUGUCACAUACCUCGAAUGCUGUGCCGAUAUAUAUCGGGCGAGACGCAAACAUGGAUCCUAUGGUACCCGAUGCAUGUACACAGAGUGGUAUAGCGUUCAGGGAGAAGAUUUCGAAGAAACAGCUACAGGACAUCCGCCCAAAGCUGGAGCAGUUGCAUCGGCGAGCUUACGGGAACAGUUACCACGCCUUUUAUGCCUGGUCAUCGGGGUCCUCACACUCCAAAAUUCUUACCCUGGUGUACCCAGAGUUCUUAAGGAUCGCCAUCACUUCCUGCAAUAUGAUGGACAUCGAUACGGAGCUGGGCGACAACCAUUUUUAUAUUCACGACUUGCCGAAACUCGCCUCUCGACAAGAUCAGCUGUCCACAUUUGAAUCAGAUCUACUUGCUCAUCUGAAAGCUCUGGGGACACCGAUAGAGUUCAUCAACUCAAUACAGGGGAAAUACGACUACUCCACUGUCCAGGUCCAUCUUGUCACGUCUGUUCCUGGCACAUACUCAGGCGCCAAAGCCCAAGAUUGCGGGUUGCUCCGUCUACGGGAAAUAAUCAAAAGUCUGGACCUGAACCUAGCGCAGAAAAAGCGCCAGGGAAAGUUGCAGCUUGAAGUAUGCGCAGCCAGUCUUGGAAACCUAUCUGCAAGAUGGCUUGAUGGGUUCUUUGACUGCGCGUUGGGGCGGAAAUACGUCGAGAUCACCCAAGACUGCGACGUGCCCAGUGAUUUAAAAUUAUUUUACCCGACCGUUGAGGAUGUCAGGUCAACAGACGAAGAGGCACAGCACGGCGCCAGCAACAUUGGAUGUCAUAUCCGCCCUUGGAAGGAAUCACCAAAAGCCAUCAAGGACAUUUUCCAUCACUACCACUCGAAGGACUCGGGCAAGCUCUUCCAUCAGAAGCUUAUCCUUGCGUACAACCAUACAUCGCCGACCUCGUUGCCUUACUACGUCUACAUAGGUUCUGCGAAUCUUUCGUCUUCUGCAUGGGGAGCCCUGGAGAAGGACAAGAAGGAAAACAAGGCGACGUGCGAUUUGAAGCUCAUAAAAACCUCCAACUUUGAGUGUGGCGUAGUGGUACCGGGCGACUUAAUUGAGAGCAUUCUCGAGCCGGGAACAAAGAGCUGGCAAGACGGUAUUGUGCCGUAUGACCAAGCUGCAAGCAAAUACGAUAUCGGCAAGGACAGGCCUUGGAACGAUCCAAGGACCGUAGUGGUGGCGCUAUCUGUUCUGGCUGCAAACUUGCUCGCACCAGUGGUCGCGUACACGAGCCUCUCCGACGACAGCCUGCAUCGAAUACCGGCAGGAGGCGCCGACUUCGACAUCCACAAUGACGCCGGGCUGCUCGCGCCCAUCCUGAUCCCGCGCGUGCCUGACACCCCAGGCUCCGAGAAAGUCCAACAGCACUUCGCCGACUUCUUUGAGAACAACCUGCCGGGAUGGGCUGUUGAAUGGCACAACUCCACGUCCAAGACCCCGGCCACGGGGAACAAGCUCGUGUCCUUCCGUAACCUGAUCGUACGCCGCGACCCCCCGUGGGCCGCCGUCGGCGACGUCGCGCGGCUGACCCUUGCAGCGCACUACGACAGCUUGUACAGACCUGAGGGUUUCAUCGGAGCUACCGACAGCGCUGCGCCGUGCGCUAUGCUGCUGCAUGUCGCACGGAGCGUAGACGAGGCGCUGACGAAGAAGUGGGAGGCUAUGCAAUCUGCUGGAGACACGGAUGGCCUCGAGGAAGAGAAGGGCUUGCAGAUACUGCUGCUAGACGGGGAAGAGGCAUGGGUGCAAUGGACUGACACGGACAGCACCUACGGGUCGCGCGCGCUCGCCUCGCACUGGGACAGCGAAGUCCACCCGGCCAUGUCGGCCUUUAAGCGUCCGAUCGAAUCGAUCUCCCUGUUCGUCCUGCUUGAUCUCCUUGGCGCAAGCGACCCACACGUGCCGUCCUACUUUCCAACGACGCAUUGGGCAUACCAAAACCUGGCUAAGAUCGAGAACCGAAUGCGCCAGCUGAAGCUGCUCGAGUCGAAGCCCAAGGGCCGCUUUCUGCCGGAACACGACAAGAAGCCGUGGCAGUUCCACCCUGGUUUUGUCCAAGACGACCAUGUGCCGUUCAUGGAUCGAGGAGUCGACAUCCUGCACCUAAUCCCGACGCCUUUCCCGUCAUCUUGGCACAAGAUGGACGACGACGGCGAGCACCUUGACGGGCCUGCAGUGCAGGACUGGGCCAAGCUUAUAACUGCCUUCGUAGCUGAGUGGAUGGAUCUUGAAGGCUUUAUACCAUUUUUAAAAGAAGAGAGCGUGGAUGACAGGCUUCGUAAGACAGAGCUUUGA